Hibiscus syriacus is the source of this 2359-nucleotide messenger RNA. Its product is annotated as heat shock cognate protein 80-like. The transcript has 3 exons. NCBI's taxonomy places the organism in Eukaryota, Viridiplantae, Streptophyta, Magnoliopsida, Malvales, Malvaceae. Gene Ontology annotation, molecular function: ATP binding; ATP hydrolysis activity; ATP-dependent protein folding chaperone. The record is from RefSeq and is a predicted model, not a curated record. Gene Ontology annotation, cellular component: plasma membrane; protein-containing complex; cytosol. The coding region runs from base 113 to 2212 and encodes 699 amino acids. Gene Ontology annotation, biological process: protein folding; protein stabilization; cellular response to heat.
GCAGGUCUAAAGCAGUGCCUCACUCUGUUCUUCUCACUAUUCGAAUCACGAACUCUUAGCUUUCCAAAUCGUCUUUUAUUUUUGGGAUCGGGAGCUUAGAGUUCAUCCAUCAAUGGCGGAUGCAGAGACGUUUGCUUUUCAAGCUGAGAUCAACCAGCUUCUCAGCUUGAUUAUUAACACCUUCUAUAGUAACAAAGAGAUCUUUCUUCGUGAGCUCAUUAGCAACUCCUCCGACGCUUUAGACAAGAUUAGAUUCGAGAGCUUGACAGACAAGAGCAUGCUCGAUGCUCAGCCCGAGCUCUUCAUCCACAUUGUUCCAGAUAAGACUAACAACACCCUGUCUAUUAUUGACAGUGGUGUCGGUAUGACCAAGGCUGAUUUGGUGAGCAAUCUCGGUACCAUUGCAAGGUCCGGGACGAAGGAAUUCAUGGAGGCAUUGGCUGCUGGUGCUGAUGUUAGUAUGAUUGGACAAUUUGGUGUCGGUUUCUACUCGGCUUACUUGGUUGCUGAGAAGGUUAUUGUUACAACAAAGCACAACAAUGAUGAGCAGUAUGUGUGGGAGUCCCAAGCUGGCGGCUCCUUCACUGUCACCAGAGAUACCUCUGGGGAGAAUCUUGGAAGGGGUACUAAGAUCACUCUUUUCUUGAAAGAGGACCAGCUUGAGUACCUCGAGGAGCGCCGUCUGAAGGACUUGAUUAAAAAGCACUCUGAAUUCAUUAGCUAUCCCAUUUCCCUCUGGACUGAGAAGACCAUCGAGAAGGAGAUAUCUGAUGAUGAGGAUGAGGAGGAAAAGAAGGAUGAAGAAGGUAAAGUCGAGGAUGUUGACGAGGAGAAGGAUAAGGAAGAGAAGAAAAAGAAGAAGAUUAAGGAGGUCUCGCACGAAUGGUCUUUGGUGAACAAACAGAAGCCCAUUUGGAUGAGGAAGCCGGAGGAGAUUACCAAGGAAGAGUAUUCUGCUUUCUACAAGAGCCUUACAAAUGACUGGGAAGAGCAUUUGGCCGUCAAGCACUUCUCGGUUGAGGGACAACUUGAGUUCAAGGCUGUCCUCUUUGUUCCCAAGCGAGCUCCUUUUGAUCUCUUUGACACGAGGAAGAAACCCAACAACAUCAAGCUGUAUGUCAGGCGUGUCUUUAUCAUGGACAACUGUGAGGAGUUGAUUCCCGAGUUCCUCAGCUUUGUGAAGGGUAUUGUUGACUCGGAAGACCUUCCUCUCAACAUCUCGAGAGAAAUGUUACAGCAGAACAAGAUCUUGAAGGUUAUCCGCAAGAACUUGGUGAAGAAGUGCAUUGAGCUCUUCUUUGAAAUAGCUGAGAACAAGGAAGAUUACAACAAGUUCUACGAGGCUUUCUCCAAGAACCUCAAGCUUGGAAUCCAUGAGGACUCUCAGAACAGGAAUAAGAUUGCUGAAUUGCUCCGCUACCACUCCACCAAGAGUGGUGAUGAGAUGACGAGCUUGAAGGACUAUGUGACCAGAAUGAAGGAGGGUCAGAAUGACAUCUAUUACAUCACUGGUGAGAGUAAGAAAGCUGUUGAGAACUCUCCCUUCCUUGAGAAGUUGAAGAAGAAGGGUUAUGAGGUCCUUUAUAUGGUCGAUGCAAUUGAUGAGUAUGCGGUAGGGCAGCUGAAAGAAUUCGAGGGAAAGAAGCUUGUGUCUGCUACUAAGGAAGGUUUGAAACUGGACGAGAGCGAGGAUGAGAAGCAAAAGAAGGAAGCAUUGAAGGAGAAGUUUGAGGGUCUCUGCAAGGUUAUAAAGGAUGUCUUGGGCGACAAGGUUGAGAAGGUUGUGGUUUCCGACCGUGUGGUUGAUUCUCCAUGCUGUUUGGUUACUGGCGAAUACGGUUGGACUGCCAACAUGGAAAGAAUCAUGAAGGCGCAGGCAUUGAGGGAUAGCAGCAUGGCUGGUUACAUGUCCAGCAAGAAGACAAUGGAGAUCAACCCCGAGAACCCCAUCAUGGAGGAGCUGAGAAAGAGGUCUGAUGCAGACAAAAAUGACAAAUCCGUUAAGGAUCUCAUUCUCCUCCUCUUUGAGACCGCACUCCUCACCUCUGGCUUCAGCCUCGAUGACCCUAACACCUUCGGCAACAGAAUCCACAGGAUGCUCAAACUCGGUCUUAGCAUCGAUGAUAAUGAAGGUGAAGGUGAAGCCGAUGCUGACAUGCCCCCGUUGGAGGAUGCCGAUGCUGAAGGCAGCAAAAUGGAGGAAGUUGAUUAAGAUUGACACGUUCUUAUAUCAGUAGCUUUAUUUCAUUUCUGAACGACCCUUUAGCUUUUGUUUUUACAGUUUGUAUGCAACCUCAUUUUGGAGGUCUUGUUGCUUUGGUGACGAUCUUAAAUGAUAAAUGCCUGUUUGUUUCUCUGA